Molecule: messenger RNA, 1537 nt
Organism: Mercurialis annua (annual mercury)
Lineage: Eukaryota; Viridiplantae; Streptophyta; Magnoliopsida; Malpighiales; Euphorbiaceae
Product: benzyl alcohol O-benzoyltransferase-like
Exons: 2
Coding region: 48-1388 (446 amino acids)
Source: RefSeq, a predicted model, not a curated record
UGUGUAAAUAGAUAAAAAAAUAUCCAACACCUAAAUAUACUUGUGCCAUGAAAACACCUGCAAGUUCCAUUGUGUUCAAUGUUAGCAGGCGUGAACCUGAGCUCAUAGCCCCGUCCAAGCCAACCCCUCAUAAAUUGAAGCCAUUGUCGGACAUUGACGACCAAGGAUCAGUCCGUUGUUACGUUCCUAUCAUCCAAAUCUAUCGUCAUCGCUCCUCCAUGCAAGGAAAGGACCCCGCCAAGGUGAUCCGCGAGGCAAUUGGUAAAGCGCUAGUGUUUUACUAUCCGCUUGCCGGUAGACUUAGAGAAGGACCCAACCGAAAACUUAGUGUGGAAUGCACGGGUGAAGGAGUAUUGUUUACUGAGGCUGAUGCUGAUUUUGAUCUUCAGCACUCCGGUAAUGUACUUCAACCUCCAUUUCACUUCUUAGACGAGUUCCUUUUUGAUGUACCGGGUUCUAAUGGAGUCUUAAAUUGCCCUUUGCUGCUUAUUCAGGUGACACGCCUCAAGUGCAGUGGUUUCGUUUUUGCUCUCAGAUACAAUCACACAAUGAUCGAUGGUCCUGGCAUAGUUCAAUUCUUGAGAUCAAUCGGAGAACUAGCCAACGGAAAAUGUUACCCUUCGAUCCUCCCAAUAUGGGAAAGACAAAUUCUUAACGCGAGGAGUCCACCGAUGACUACGUGCAUACAUAGAGAAUAUGAUGAUUUUACGGCAACAGUUCCAUUUCCACCCGAUGACUUAGUUCUCCAAGCAUUCUUUUUCGGUCCCGCGGAAAUCGCCACUGUCCGAAGUUACGCCCCUUCCCAUCUCCGACAUUGCACUACAGUGGAAAUACUAAUAGCAUGUCUUUGGAAAUGUCGAACUAUUGCACUUCAACCGAACCCAACGUUAGAAAUGCGAAUGAUGUUUUCCCAUAAUCUCCGCAACAAAUUUAGUCCGGAUAUACUACCAAAAGGUUACUACGGAAAUGGAUUUGUAUUUUCAACCGCAGUUUCGACUGCUGGAGAACUCGUAACAAAUUCUACAGGCUAUGCGUUAGAAUUAAUUAGAAAGGCUAAAUCAGAGAUAACUAGAGAGUACGUGCAAUCAACAGCCGAUACGCUAGUCAUCAAGGGCCGGCCUUCUAUUCCAGAGGAAGGGACAUACAUAAUGUCUGAUGUGAGACAUUUAGGUUUGGAAGGUGUGGAUUUUGGAUGGGGCAAAGCUGUAUAUGGUGGUCUUACCAAACCAACUCCUAACAUGGCAAGCUUUUGCGCAGCGUUUGAGAAUGAGAAAGGGGAAAAGGGAGUUGUAGUGCCAGUGUGGUUGCCAUUCCAGGCCAUGGGCAGAUUUGUGAAGCAGUUAGAAAUUCUAUUGCAUGCUGCUAAACCAGCAAACUCUGCUUUAUGAACUGCCUAGAGUGGAAAUAAAGGUCAAAUUAAAUAUAUAUGGACCUUCAGUUCAAUAGUCUUGUUGUCUGCGGUCGACAUUUGAUACUGUCUUUGCAUUAUUAAACUUAAUAAACUACUAUAUACCGUCGCUUUGUUGAUUUUUGUAAA